AUGAUAAACCCAAACGACUUUUACACAGUGACUAUAGAUAGUAGUAAUAAUGAGACCUUUACUAUACAUAAGCAGUACAAGAUUAUUAGAAAAGUUGGGGCUGGAUCAUAUGGAUCUGUCUGCAGUGCGUUAAAUGUCAACACGAAUGAAGUGGUUGCUAUUAAAAAGUGUCGUCAUAUCUUUGAUAAGAAGCUCAUCACAAAACGCUGUUUACGAGAAAUGAAGUUACUUCAACACUUUAACGGACACCCGCGUAUUAUUGACUUGAAAUCAAUGGAUAUCGUUGACCCCGAACGAUUUAAUGAAGUGUAUCUGAUCCAAUCUUGUUGUGAUACAACCAUGGCUGACAUUAUUCAUUCAAAACUUCAAUUGGAGCCAGUUCACUACCAGUGGUUCAUGUAUCAGUUAUUUUCAGGGCUAAAAUACAUUCAUAGCGCCAAUGUGUUGCAUCGUGAUUUAAAACCAGCCAAUAUCCUUGUGAAUGAAAACUGUGAUCUUCGUAUUUGUGAUUUUGGUAUGGCGCGAGGAAUAGCUAAACCUUCAGCAAAGGUCGAGCUACAAAAUAUGACACAUUACGUUGUCACUCGAUGGUACAGAGCACCCGAAAUUAUGCUCAGCCGCAAUUCUUAUGACAAAGCAAUUGAUCUCUGGUCUGUGGGUUGUAUCUUUGCUGAACUGCUGGGAAGAAAAGUACUAUUUAAAGGCACAGACUAUGUCGAUCAGCUUCAUAAAAUUGUGGGAACCCUGGGAUUGCCAAAAGAUACCACAUUCUGGGACAGCUCAUCAUCCGUUACGGAAUACAUCCGAAGCUUAAGGGACGUCAACGGAAAUCCUCCGCCAGAGGAGCCCAUCGAUUUCUCACUUUUAUUCCCCAACUGCCCUCCGGAAGGCAUUGAUUUGUUAAAGCAACUCUUAAUGUUAAAUCCUUCGAAACGUAUUACAGCAAGUGAAGCACUAAAACACCCCUUUGUCGCAUCUGUCAGAGAUAAAUCAGAAGAGAUCGAGUGCGAAAAGCUAUUUGAUUUUGAAAGCUUCGAAAUGAUCGAAAGUGAGCAUGUACUGAGACAGUGUAUUAUUGAAGAGGUGCUAAAGAGCAAAGGCAUGAGCGAUGAUGAUGUAUCAAGAUUAGCUAUUAACCAUUCUGCCGGCCAUCAGAGUCAUCGUCGAUAUACUGGAAGCUCCAUUUCGACACCCUCAUCUGCUAGUAUUGCAGAAGCCAAUCUCAAUGCCAUCCAUGCUGCUCAGCAUGGCAAAGAAAUCACAAUCCAAAAUACAGCUCAAGACUGUCAUCAAUUCAUUAUAGGAGAAACCUUUGUGCGAGAGCCCGAAGAUAUGGAUGAGGAUGAUAUCAAGCAACUGGAUAGCGAUGAAAGCAUAGGUGUUGGCAAGAGACGCACCUUGAUUGGCCCAUCUAAUGCUGACUAUAGUGCAUUAGAACGUCAACUAAGUAGAGACUGGUAG
Rhizopus microsporus ATCC 52813 is the source of this 1461-nucleotide messenger RNA. Its product is annotated as Pkinase-domain-containing protein. The record is from RefSeq and is a predicted model, not a curated record. The transcript is spliced from 4 exons. Gene Ontology annotation, biological process: intracellular signal transduction; protein phosphorylation. Bases 1 to 1461 code for a protein of 486 amino acids. NCBI's taxonomy places the organism in Eukaryota, Fungi, Mucoromycota, Mucoromycetes, Mucorales, Rhizopodaceae. Gene Ontology annotation, molecular function: ATP binding; MAP kinase activity. Gene Ontology annotation, cellular component: cytoplasm; nucleus.